This is a messenger RNA of Haemorhous mexicanus (house finch), 8809 nucleotides long. It is a transcript of the gene IL23R, whose product is annotated as interleukin 23 receptor. The record is from RefSeq and is a predicted model, not a curated record. Gene Ontology annotation, biological process: cytokine-mediated signaling pathway. The transcript is spliced from 16 exons. Gene Ontology annotation, molecular function: cytokine receptor activity; protein binding. The coding region runs from base 4083 to 6437 and encodes 784 amino acids. NCBI's taxonomy places the organism in Eukaryota, Metazoa, Chordata, Aves, Passeriformes, Fringillidae. Gene Ontology annotation, cellular component: external side of plasma membrane; membrane.
GGCAUCCCACGGGGGUUAGGGGUGGGCAGCACUGAUGAGAGGAACCCCCCGGGUCUGGCGUGGGGGGCAUGAGCAGGGGAAGGGGGUGAGGUCACACAUGGGGUGGCACUGCUCGGGGACACCGCAGGGACAAAGGCGUGUCCCCUGAGUGGGCAGGGGGACAGGGCCCCCUCCUCCCCUCCCCACGGCAGAGCGGGGGUCAGAGCCGUGCUGGCUCCGCUGUCCCUGGCACGGCGGCCCCGGGGGCCCUGCACCCUGCCGGCUGCUGCCCUCGGGUGACCCCGCACGCAGGAUUUUGGCACCGGCCCUUCCCUUUCAGAGAUGAAAUCUUCCCCUCCGGGCUAUGCUCUGCCAAGUGGAAAAAUCCCAAAACAAGGCGGCUUGGAGCACAAAAACGCCUCCGCCCUACGGGACGCAGGGAACAGACUGACAAAGGGGACAGGGGUGACACGCACACCUCGGUGUCCCCGCCGGAAUCCGCUCCCUCAGCCCCAUCCCAGCCGGGCACAGCUCCAUCCCCACAGUGUCCCGGGGCCCCCGAGGGGACAGGACACGGGUGGAGGGACAAAGCUGCAGCCACGGGAGAGCUGGCCCGGUGGUGUGGGGGGAAUGGGGCGGGCACGGGGAUGAAGGAUCAGCCCAGCUUGGAAACAGCUGCAAUUCCAUAAAACCUUGGCUCGUUUAGGUUGGAAAAGCCCUCGAAGACCAUCCAGUCCAACCGUUCCAGCACUGCCAAGGCCACCCCUAUCCCACGUGCAUCCACACGGCUUCUGAACCCCUCCAGGGCUGAUUUGGGGAUCACUCCCGGAGUGAGGAGGGAAGGCAGCAGCGGGACAUUCACUGCCCUUGGCCACGGCGGUGUUUACAGCCCCUUUUGGGAAGGGUUAUUCCCAAUUUUCUCGCUGCCAGGACCUGCCUGGGCACAGCCAGGGCCUGCAGGCUCCGGAGGGAAGUGGGGCACGGUGGCCCCGCGGGCGGAGCUGCCUCUCGCCCCGGCACGCUGGGCUGGCCCCGGCGCUCUCCCGUCUCGGGGAAAAGCCAACCCUGCCCGAACUUUCCUCACCCCGACUGGUUCACGUCCCUGCUGCUGCCCGGCUCCCAGGGAAGGAGCGGGAGCUGUUCCCUGGCACCGCUCACAGGAAGGACAAACUGACUUCAAAGUCCGGGAGCAACCUCCCCGUAUCUCGGGUGCCCUUUUACCCCAGCCAAAAAUCACAGCCAAACCCCCUUUGACAUUGGCAUCACCUUCCUUGUUCCUGCAGCGAGCCCGGAGCUUGGACCUGGGAACAUUGACUGCUCCAGAGCGGAGGGGAACCUAAUCCUGCCCGGAGCGCAGUGCCAGCGGGGCUGACGCCAGCAGCGCUCAUUCCUGUCCCUCCGGCAGGUCCCUGUCCCCCGGGAACCCCCACCGGGGGGACAGGGAAGCCCCCGCGGGGACAGUGUCCUCAGCCCCGGCUCAGAUGCCACCGCGGCAGCUUUAAGAUCAAAUACCCGGUGUCCCCUCUCAGCUGCCAGCAGGGCAAAAAGGAUUCGAGCCUGUGCCUGUGCCCCAUCUGUGUCCCCCGUGCCGGGCACGGCUCUGGGGGUGACAAAGAGCUCUGUCCCGACCUUUCCUUCCUCUGCCCGAGCGUGCCCACCAAGGAUAACAAAUGUUCCAUCAAUCCAUUAAUAACGUUUUCAUCUCCCUGCCAACCCGCGGGGGCUGUGGGCACGGCCCAGGCAGGGCACGGGGCACGGCGAGGGGGCAGGAGGUGGUGGCAGCAGCGGUGACAGUGGCAGCGGCAGGGCAGGGGAAGUGCCGGGCUGAUGCCAUCGCCGGCGCGGGGGCGCUGGGAAAGCACGGCACAGCCCCGGGGAGCAGGGCCGGGCUCGGGGAGCGGCGCCCCCAAAACCUGGGGGGGCUGAGCCCAGUCCUGUGCCAAGGCUCUGUCCCAAGGCACCGUCCCGGCGGUGCUGGGAGGGGCUGGGGGCCGUGCCAGCCUCGGGAGGGACCCUCUGCAGGGCACCAGAAUGCUGAAAGGUGUUUCCACCUCUGGACAGAGGAUCACACACUCCUGGAAUGGUUUGGGCUGGAGGGGAGCACAAACCUCACCUUGUUCCACCCUCCACUGUCCCAGGCUGCUCCAGCCCGGUCCAGCCUGGCCCUGGAUCCAGGGGCAGCCACAGCUGCUCUGGGCCUCCCCAGCCUCACAGGGAGGAGUUUCUUCCUAAACCCAGCCUAACCCUGCCUCAGUUUCCAUCAGGCUCCAAGGAACACCUGAGCAAAGCACAGAGAGCCCCAAACACGAGGGGGUUGGAAAGCCGGGGCAGUGGAGCUGCCUCGGAGGAAGGCGACAGCAGCUGAGAUUCCUGAGCAGGGGAAGGAGGAAUCUGCGGGGAAGAGCCGGGUGUGAGCCGGCCCCGCUGCCCAGGGAGCUCUGAGCAGCAGCCCCGGUGCUCAGGAGGAGAUAAGGACCAGACAGUCAAAGGGCAGCGGGAGAUGGGGCUGGGAAAUGCAGGAACCCGCAGCUCCCGGGAGCUCUGACACCUGUCCCGGCAGAGCUCCACAUCCCACCGCGCUGUGCCGCUCCAGAUGUGCCACCUGGGGCCAGAUGUGCUUGUCCUCCCCCAGACGAGACGAGCUGGCUCCAGAUGUGCACGCUGGCCGUGCGGCCCCAGCUGUGUGCCCCGGGCACCGAACACUCCCAGGACAUCCCAAGGCUGAAAUUCCCACUAAAACUGAACCCCCCGGUCCUGCUCGGGUGUGUGUCACCGCACAAACCAGCCCUUCCUACCGCCACACAGGCACAUGGCACACACAGUACACAUUCUAUACAUUACACAACCACACCACCCCGCGAGGUGCCGGCAGCUCCCGCUCUCCCUUCCACAAAAAAUCCCCCUGGAUCAACCAAGACCCGGAGCAGCCGGGUUUGCUGGCAGCGGGAGGCUCUGCCUUCCCCCGGGGCGGUGAAUUCUGUUCCCCGACAUUUCCUCCCUCGAGGCAGAGGCGGGAGCGGUGCGGGGUUUCCUGUGGUUGCAGUGUCUAAUGAGGUUAACACUGUUUUUGAGGUUUAACUCUUGAAGAGGCGCGAGGAAGGAAGCGCCGGGCUCUGCCGAGCCGGGCUCUGGGAGCGACGGAGGGAGCCGGGGGCUGCAGAGCCCCGGAGCAUCCCUGGAGCAUCCCUGGGAUCUCCCGGGUCUGGGAAUGCCCUGCCUGCGACAGAUGGGGACAGCACGAGCGCCGAGGGGGUGACAGAGGGUGUCACCGAGGGGUGACACUCAGUGCUGGUGAAAACAGCCCCGUUCCUCAGGGGGUUUUCAUUGCAUGCCUCUGGGAUCGGCAGGAAAAGUUCUUUCCCUGACAGCGCCCAGGACCCUGCUGUGCUCCCAAGGAGACCAAAACACCCCCUGGGGAUGGGCUCAGCCCCACCAGGCUGAGCCCAAAUCCUGCCAGGACGCCGAGGUGCCCCUUCCCCGGGGCUGGGCUCCAGGGGCUGCUGGGCUUUCCCAAGGACUGACUCAGACCGGGAGGGAAACUCGGCUGCUCGCUGUAGGACAGCCCCGCACUGCUGCUGCAGCUCCCGGUGCCACAUGCCCUGAGGACUGCCAAGCCCUAAUGCACCAGGAGGCUUCACCAGAGCCCAGCUCAAAGCCCAGCAUCUCCAAACGGCCUCGUCCCUUUGGCUUUGGAGUCUGCAAGCGCCUCUAAACUGGAAUAAAAACACAAAGGUGAUUCCAGAGGAGGCAGAGCUGGGCAGAUUUAGAGUUCCCAGCUCUUCUCACAGGACCCCCAACUGCAUUUUUUCGUUUGCCCUGGUUUGCAGAAGGCUCCUGGGCACUUGGAAACUGACAGCUUCUCUUUGUAGGUCAGGUAAUAGGGAGGCACUUGAGGUUUGACUCACCCACGAUGAAUGCUUGAUCAGCCCUAAAACCAAACCAGGUCACCUCACCCCGCACGAGAAGCACCAGAGCACUCACUGCUGCUGCUGCUGGCCUGGUUUGGGCUGAAAAACAGCAUUUUGAAGCUUUUACUGAGGGCUCUGGCCUCCCUCCAGGGGAAUUUGCCGUUCCUGACAGCAGGCGAUGCCGCAGCCCAGCCCAUGGCGGGAGCCGGCCAGGCUUUGGUGCUGCCCGUCCUGCUCUGCUGCCUGUGCCCAGGUGCUGCGAACUUCGAGUGCAAGGGGCGCGUCUGGAUCGAGCCCGCGCCCGUGGUGCGGCUGGGCUCCGACAUCUCCAUCGGCUGCCAGUCCUGGCUGGGCUGCCCCUCGCCGCAGCUCCUCAUCCUCCUCAACUACAGCCGGGCCGAGGGCACCCCGCUGGCCCUGCCCGGCGGCGCCGUGCGCCUCCGCCUGCGCCGCUUCCAGAUGCCCUUCGCCACCGUCACCUGCUUCUCCCGCUGCGCCCAGAGGGACCGCCUGGUGUGCGGCACCGAGCUCCGGGCGGGCUACCCUCCGGACCCCCCGGGGAACCUGAGCUGCGCCAUCGCCGAGGGCUCGGAGCGCCUGGAGUGCGGCUGGGAGCCGGGACGGCUCACGCACUUGCCCACCCGGCACAGCCUCCACCUGCGCAGGGUGGUGGCACAGGAUGAGGAGGAUGAGGACGAUGAGGAAGAAAAGACCUUCCCUGCAGACUCACCUGUGUUGCUGAGAGAGCUGCACAAUGGCAGCCAGUACUCGGUGUGGGUGCAGGCCAGCAACGCCCUGGGCACUGCCCGCUCGGCCCCUCAGCACCUCAGCCUGCAGGAGCUCGUGGUGCCUGCUCUGCCCGUGGCCAUCGGCGCCGAGACCACGGACACGUCCCCUGCCAGCACCACCACGCGCUGGAGGAGCCGGACCCGGCUGAGGGACGUGCACUGCCAGGAGAGGCACAGGGCCACGGGCACCCCCACGUGGCACGUGGAGCUGUGCGACAAGGUGACACAGGAGGGUCCCCGCUGGCAGCACGAGCUGCAGAGCGACACCGAGUUCGUGUUCCAGGCCAGGUGUCGGCUCGGGACCGCCCACAGCCCCUGGAGCGCCUGGAGCCCCCCCUUCCUGUACCGCACCCCCGAGGCAGCCCCCGCCGCCGCUCCCGCCGUGUGGCGGCGCCUGGGCCGGGCCCUGCCCAACGGCAGCCACGAGGUGACGGUCUUGAUCAAGCCGCUGGCAGCCCGGGAUGCCCGCGGGAGGAUCCUGGGCUACGCCGUGAGCGCCGAGAGCGCGGCGGGAGCGCGGCCGCUGUGCCUCACCUCCGGCACCGAGUGCACGGUGCUGGUGCCGCCCGGAGCCCGCAGCCUCCUCGUCACCGCCCGCAACUCCAAAGGGGCCUCCAGCCCGGCCAGCAUCCCCCUAACCCGGGCGGCAGCUCAGGAAGAGUUCCCAGCCCCGGAGGCCGUGGAGGUGCAGCCUGAGCAGCAGAGCAGGGUCCUGGUCCAGUGGCAGCGCCCCCAGCCCAGCCAGAGCCCCCUGCUCUGGUUCAUACUGGAGUGGCUCUCCAGCCCCCAGCACGGCCAGCAGGAGCAGUACGGCUGGGAGAGAAUCCCACACCACCAAACACACACCUACAUCCCAGGGGCGGCGGCUCCCCCGCGCGUGUGGCUGUACGCGGUGUAUCCCGGCGGGAUCAGCGCUCCCCGCUCCAGCCCAGCCCCUGCAGAGGAGCCGCUCCUGGGCAGCACCUACAGCCAGAUGUCCCAGGAUGAUGACAUCCCAGUGCUCCUGGGGCUGAGCCUCAGCCUGGUCGGAUUAUCCAUUCUGUUUGCAGUUGUGAUGUUUAAAAAGUCAGUCAGGAAAAGGGUUAAGGCCACCCUUGUGUCCCUCUUGCCAGCCUGGAUGUCUGAGGACUUUCCCCACAUGGAGAACAGCACCGUGGUGAAGUCACUCCAGGACAAGGCUGAUUUCCCCAGUGCCAUCCUCCAGGAGCCCUUCCUGGCCGACCCCGCCGUCACCGACGUCCAGGAGGUGCCGGCGCAGGAGCGGCCCCAGAGCCCGGGCACCGCGGCCAGGGCAGGGGUGGCCGAGCCCAGGGAGGUGCCAAGGAGCCUGGUGGCCCCCAGGACGGCUGUCCCGGGGCUGCUGGGUGCCUACAAACCCCAGCUCUCCGGCGGGAACACUUUGGGCUACGUGGCCGCUGGGAUCUGCCCGGCGCAGCCGCCCGCGGCCAGCCCGCAGCCAGAGCCGGGAAUCUUCUCCCAGGACUACAGCAGCCCCGUCCCCCAGCUGUGGGGGCUGCACGGGGGCACACCCCAGCUCUGCCUGCUGGACAAGAUCAACCUGGUGCUCAACAGCAGCCUGGAGUUCCCGGGGCAGGCGGGGCACGGAUCCGUCCCGGAGCAGCGCUGGGAGCCGCCCGGAGACGGCCCCGAGCAGAUGCUGGUCCCGGAGGAGCUGCUGUCCUGCCUGAGAGCCACCAACAGGGAGCCUGCCUCCCGCAGAGCAUGGCAGGGCUGCUCGGACAGCAGCUGGGACUGGGGAUAAAGCCUGGAGCAGGGACCAAGGCGGGGUCAGCACCGGGAUCGCCAAAGGGAGAGCCAGAGCCAAGCUCCCCGCUGGAAUUUUGCCCUCUUACUCCACUGCAGGUUCUUGUGGCUGCCUGGGAAUCUUGGGCCAGCAAAUCCCAAUUUUAGCCUUACCUGGCACUGGCAGAAGCAAAAAAACCCAUAAAGCUUGGAUUCCUGGGAUGCCAAGCAGGAGAUUCCUGCAGGGUGAAAUAUCUUCAAUUACUGCUCAGCAUCGUCCUCUUGUUAAGGGUUUGGAGCACUUCAUUCCCAAGGGUUUGGAGCACUUCAUUCCCAAAAGUUUGGAGCACUUCAUUCCCAAGGGUUUGGAUCAUUUCAUUCUCAAAUGUUUGGAGCAAUUCGUUCUCAAAUGUUUGGAGCAUUUUCUUCCUGAAAGUUUGGAGCACAUCAUUCCCAAAUGUUUGGAGCACUUCAUUCCUGGAGCUAAUUGCAGCUAAAAUGGAUAAAAAAAUCCCUCAGACAUCCUGGCAGAGAUGUGGGAAAUAUUUUGGGAUUGCUCCUGAUGAGCAGACACCGCAGCAAGGAGGAUUUAUGUGUCACAGUGGUACCAAGAAUAUGGAAUAUUUCCUGUAUUUCUCUUUCCUCCCAUUCCCAAUAAAAACCCACUCAGGUAAGAACACACCUCCAGCUCCUGCCAGGCUGAUUUAAAACCCCUCUGAUCUGGUCACUGGCCAAACCCUUCCCUUUGGGUGAGGGAUUUAUCACCUCUCAGCACCUUGUCACCCCUCAGCCUGGCUGUGGGAAGGGCAGUGUGGCACAGGAAAAUGGGAUUUAUCCAGCACAUGAGCAUGGAUUUGGAUCUUUGGUGAAACACAGCAGCCUCCUUCCCUCAGCAGCCCUGAAACCAUCUCCAGUGUGCUGGGACUUACAAAAUAUUCCCAAAUAUUUUUUUCCCCAAUUGUUCCUAGGCACUGCGAGCAUUUCUCCAUGAGCUGUUGCACAAAUGGAUUAAUUUUGUUGUUUGUCCUCAACAGUCCCAAACCCCCUGGUGUGUGCCAUGCUCACUCCCUCCUGCCCCAGGAAUCCAUCACUGUGUCCAGAGGAGCAGUGAUCUGGCAAGGAGGGGAGGAUUCUUCCUCAGAAGCAGCAAACCAACACAGAAAUGGGAGUGUGGCAUGGCAGUGAGCCAAAACUGAAUUAGAGAGUGCAGCCUGAGCAGGAAGGAAGUUGUACAAGAACACCACAGGACUCUGAGCAGCCCGAGAGUGAGGAGGGGAAGGGUUUUUUUCAGAGUCCACAUCCUGAAACCUGUACUGCUCUUUCACCUGGGCUGCCAAACCUCGGGGGGGAAUGCUCCCCCAGCCAGCAAACAGGGCUGCUCCUGCACUCCAGGAGCUGCUGGGUGCAUUUCCAGCCCCGGGAACCCUGCAAAUCCCCGUGGGCAGAGCAGCACAGCUCCUGUUCUCCCAGCAGCAGGGCAGGGAUGGAGCAUUCCCAGCUCCCAGGGUGGACACCAGAGAGCCACCAGUGCCACCCUCCCCCUGAUCCCCGGGAGAUACAGGGAAUAUUUCUGCUAAUAAAGGGAAUAUUUCUGCAACAGGAAAUAUUUCACAGGUGCCCAGAGCAGCUGGGGCUGCCCCUGGAUCCCUGGCAGUGCCCAAGGCCAGGCUGGAGCAGCCUGGGACAGUGGGAGGUGUCCCUGCCAUGGCAGGGGUGGCACUGGGUGGGAUUUAAGGAUCCCCAAACCAUUCUGGGACUCUGUGAUCCCAAACACCAUCCCAGGCUGCUCCAAACCCCAUCCAACCUGGCCUGGAGCACCUCCAGGGAUGGGGCACCCCAUGAAUCCCAUCUCAGAGUCACUCCCAGCUGAUUUAACUUCUCAGGGUGCCCUCCUUCCCUCAAAUACUGCAAACCCCCUCAUUUUUGGUAUCAGGAUUUUCUAUCCCCUGUUUUAAGCUUGGUUUUACCAUUGGCAGUCAGAUCCAGUGUCAGAGAUUCCCACUUGUUGAUCAGCUCAGGAAUGAAUUCCAUGAUUUUCAUGACCCACAGAGAUGCACCACGGCGCUGUCUCAUCACCACCACAGUUCUAACAACAACAACAAAAAAAAGUCAUUUUAAUAUAAAGGGAAGGAGGGAACAAAUUUAAAGGAAGAAGAAAUUGGGUGCAGGCAGCUCAGGGGGGUUGGAGAGCAGAGAGAGCCACCCACUGCUGCUCUGAACUCCAGACCUUCAGAGCAGGGGGUGUCUGUGUCUACCAGGGGGAGCUCAAGGGGCAAGGAGAGGCAGAGACUCCCCUGGGGGACUUGUUCACCUCCCCAGAAAGUCAGCCUGGAAAUUAUUUAACCUGGAAAGAGACUACAGAAGCAAUAAAUGAAUUUGACACAUAACAAA